AGCCCCACAGCCAUAUAGAGUUCACAUUCAAGAGAAACUAAUCCAGAAAAAAGAAGAACAAGCAGAUCAAGAUGUGUAGCUCUGUGGCUGCCAAGUUGUGGUUUUUGACAGAUCAUUGCAUCAGGGAAGACUAUCCUCAGAAAGAGAUCUUACGAGCGCUGAAGGCCAAAUGUUGUGAGGAAGAACUGGAAUUUAGGGCUGUGGUGAUGGAUGAGGUGGUGCUGACAAUUGAGCAGGGGAAUCUGGGUCUACGGAUUAAUGGAGAACUAAUCACUGCCUACCCCCAGGUGGUGGUAGUAAGAGUACCAACCCCUUGGGUACAAAGUGAUAGUGACAUUACUGUUUUACGCCACCUAGAGAAGAUGGGAUGUCGGUUGAUGAACCGGCCUCAAGCCAUCUUGAACUGUGUUAAUAAGUUCUGGACAUUUCAAGAGUUGGCUGGCCAUGGUGUUCCUCUGCCAGAUACUUUCUCUUAUGGUGGCCAUGAAAAUUUUGCUAAAAUGAUUGAUGAAGCAGAAGUAUUGGAGUUCCCAAUGGUAGUGAAGAAUACACGGGGUCAUAGAGGCAAAGCUGUUUUCUUGGCUCGAGAUAAGCAUCAUUUGGCUGAUCUAAGCCAUCUUAUUCGCCAUGAAGCUCCAUACCUGUUUCAGAAGUAUGUUAAAGAGUCCCAUGGACGGGAUGUACGUGUCAUUGUUGUGGGUGGCCGUGUGGUUGGCACCAUGUUACGUUGUUCAACAGAUGGGAGGAUGCAAAGCAACUGCUCACUAGGUGGUGUGGGGAUGAUGUGCUCAUUGAGUGAACAAGGAAAGCAGCUAGCUAUCCAGGUGUCUAAUAUCCUGGGGAUGGAUGUGUGUGGCAUUGACCUCUUGAUGAAAGAUGACGGCUCCUUCUGUGUCUGUGAAGCCAAUGCAAAUGUAGGUUUCAUCGCCUUUGAUAAGGCUUGUAAUCUAGAUGUAGCUGGUAUCAUAGCGGACUAUGCCGCCUCCCUUCUGCCCUCUGGCCGGCUCACCCGGCGUAUGUCCCUGCUCUCGGUGGUGUCCACAGCCAGUGAAACUAGUGAGCCGGAGCUGGGUCCCCCAACCAGCACUGCUGUCGACAACAUGAGUGCGAGUUCCAGCUCUGUUGACAGCGACCCUGAAAGCACGGAGCGGGAGCUGCUUACCAAGCUCCCAGGGGGCCUGUUCAACAUGAACCAGCUUCUAGCCAAUGAAAUCAAACUCCUGGUGGAGUGACUCCACUGGUAAAUAAUUAACCAACAAAACCCUUGUAAAACUUUCUUUCUUUUCCUUUAUUUUUAUUUUUUUUUUUUUAACCAACUUGCAAUGCUGUUCAUGGAAAACACUCAGGAAGAUGAGAGAAAAUUGAGUAAAAUUAGUUGAGAGAAGAAGGGGGAGAUAAGCGAGACCUCUGCUGUUACCAUGUGACUGGUUUUCAUUUAAAAAUCCUACAAGUCUAAUUUGGAAAGAAAGUCAGAAGAGGUGGCAUAGAGAAAAAUGUCAAGUUUUCAAAGUUAUCUUUUUAAAUUACUCAAAAAUUUGUAUGCUCUUGGGCCAUGAGGAAUGUAGAAAUUUUUUCAUGGUCCUUUGCAUCUUGUUUUUGUACGGUUGGUACAAAUUUCAGAGUAGCAUGGCAGUAGAUUGAUUGUGUUUUAAAAUUUUGUACUGGUGAGGAAUACAUCUGCCUAAAAUACAUGAAUUUUUUAAAAUAGAAAUCUGAAACUUCUUCCAUUUCCAUAUUAACAACAGUUGUUUAUAAAAUCUUGAGACUCUAUUUGAGUUUUCUUAUUUUUUGCUUUUGUUUUGUUUUUUUCCCCUUAAUUUAGGUGGAAGGGCAAAGUAAAUAUGACCCAAUAAAGGCUUUUUAAUGUCAAAAUUGGCAUGUUUGCAUGAUGAAAUGGAAAUGAACAGUAUUGCAAUGUCUGGUAUACAAAAUAACAUUUACUCCAAUGUAGAUAAAAUUACACUAGUUUAAAAUAUGUGCAAAAACUUGUAUUUGUUAGUGUUUUAGUCUUUUUGAAAGAUAUAUGCUCUGUUAAUGCUGCUUUUGUUUUUUAAAUACAUGCUAGUAGUCUA
Molecule: messenger RNA, 2072 nt
Organism: Orycteropus afer afer
Lineage: Eukaryota; Metazoa; Chordata; Mammalia; Tubulidentata; Orycteropodidae
Product: beta-citrylglutamate synthase B-like
Biological process (GO): protein modification process
Cellular component (GO): cytoplasm
Molecular function (GO): metal ion binding; ATP binding; ligase activity, forming carbon-nitrogen bonds
Source: RefSeq, a predicted model, not a curated record